Echinops telfairi (small Madagascar hedgehog) is the source of this 957-nucleotide messenger RNA. RefSeq names its product olfactory receptor 52N1. NCBI's taxonomy places the organism in Eukaryota, Metazoa, Chordata, Mammalia, Afrosoricida, Tenrecidae. The record is from RefSeq and is a predicted model, not a curated record. The coding region runs from base 97 to 957 and encodes 286 amino acids. The transcript has a single exon. Gene Ontology annotation, cellular component: membrane. Gene Ontology annotation, biological process: G protein-coupled receptor signaling pathway. Gene Ontology annotation, molecular function: G protein-coupled receptor activity; olfactory receptor activity.
CUAAGCAACAGCAGCCUAACCCCAGCUUCUUUCUUCCUAAAUGGCAUUCCUGGGCUGGAGGACGUGCAUCUGUGGAUAUCCUUACCCUUGUGUACCAUGUACAGUAUUGCCAUUACAGGGAACUUUGGCCUUAUGCACCUCAUUUACUCUGAAGAAAGCUUACACAGACCUAUGUACAUAUUCUUAGCCCUUCUGUCCUUUACCGAUGUGCUCAUGUGCACCAGCACCCUACCUAAUACCCUCUGCAUAUUGUGGUUCAACCUCAAGGAGAUUGGCUUUAAUGCCUGCUUAUCCCAGAUGUUCUUUGUCCACACCUUUACUGGGAUGGAGUCUGGGGUGCUCAUGCUCAUGGCCCUGGACCGAUAUGUUGCCAUCUGCUAUCCCCUGCGCUAUGCUACGAUCCUCACUAAUUCAGUCAUUGCGAAGGCCGGGCUCCUCACCUUUCUGAGAGGUGUGCUACUCGUUAUCCCCUUCACUUUCCUCACAAAGCGCCUACCAUACUGCAGGGGCAACGUUAUACCCCACACCUACUGUGACCACAUGUCUGUCGCCAAGAUAUCCUGUGGCAAUGUCAAGAUCAAUGCUAUCUAUGGUCUGAUGGUUGCCCUUCUGAUAGGAGGUUUUGAUAUCUUGUGCAUCACAGUCUCCUAUACCAUGAUUCUUCGAGCAGUUAUAAGUCUGUCAUCAGCAGACGCUCGACAGAAGGCCUUCAGCACCUGCACUGCCCACAUUUGUGCUAUCGUCAUCACGUAUGUCCCAGCCUUCUUCACCUUCUUUACACACCGCUUUGGGGGACACACCAUUCCACCCCAUGCACACAUUAUCAUGGCUAAUCUCUAUCUACUCAUGCCUCCCACAAUGAACCCUAUUGUGUAUGGAGUGAAAACCAAGCAGAUACGGGAAUGCGUCCUUAGGUUCCUGUUUAGGGGAAAAGACAUUUCUUCACAUGCCAUUUAA